Molecule: messenger RNA, 240 nt
Organism: Linderina pennispora
Lineage: Eukaryota; Fungi; Kickxellomycota; Kickxellomycetes; Kickxellales; Kickxellaceae
Exons: 2
Coding region: 1-240 (79 amino acids)
Biological process (GO): mitochondrial respiratory chain complex IV assembly
Cellular component (GO): mitochondrion
Source: RefSeq, a predicted model, not a curated record
AUGCCAUCCUGCGACGGAAUCCGUGACGAGUACAUCGAGUGCCUUCUGCGGUCCGAGUGCGUGUUCAUCAAGCGGCACUCGGUUGAGGAGUGCGUCAAGAACAAGGACCUUGCGACGCUGAUCCCAGAGCGCUGCCAUAUGCUGCGGCAAAGCCUGUUCGAGUGCAAGCGCGGCCUGCUGGACAUGCGCAAGCGGAUGCGUGGUCACGUCGACGACAGUAGCAAAUGGAGCGAAGAGUGA